UACGAAGACAUGGAUGAUUCCCCAUCGGACUAUUUUUCUUGUGGCACAGGUCUUGCUUUUGGAUUCUUCCAACAACAUGUCGAGCUCGUACCGAAGCAGGAUCCAGGAAUUCAAGGUGGCUUUGAGUGAAGAGAAGCUAGACUUGAAAGCGCUUCGGGAACUCUGCUUCAGCGGAAUCCCAUUUGAAGGAGGCAUUCGUGCUCUCUGCUGGAAAGUCCUGCUCAAUUAUCUACCCUUGGACCAGACAAUAUGGAUAUCCUUUCUGAAGAAACAGAGGGAGGUGUAUUCCCAGUUCCUGAAGGAGAUGAUCAUCCAGCCUGGUAUUGCCAAGGCCAACCUGGGGCUCUCCAGAGAAGACGUAACCAUGGAGGACCAUCCUCUCAACCCUAACCCGGACAGCAAGUGGAACAACUACUUCAGAGACAACGAGGUGCUGUUGCAGAUUGAUAAAGAUGUCCGGCGCCUGUAUCCGGACAUGGCUUUCUUCCAGCGGCCCACAGACUACCCCUGCCAGCUGAUCCUGGAUCCCCAGAACGACUACGAGACCCUGAGGCGACGCGUGGAGCAGACCACCCUAAAGGCACAGACCGUGGACCGCAGCCGCAGCGGGGUCACCAACGUGAGCUCUCCAGGUAAGGCCCUUAAUCUGUACCCGUCCAAUGAAUACGAGGUGCUGCCCAGUGGCUGCGAGGCCCACUGGGAAGUGGUGGAGCGCAUCCUGUUCAUCUACGCCAAGCUCAACCCAGGCAUUGCCUACGUGCAGGGCAUGAACGAGGUGGUGGGCCCCAUCUACUACACCUUCGCCACAGACCCCAACGAUGAGUGGAAAGAGCACGCCGAGGCAGACACAUUCUUUUGUUUCACCAACCUGAUGUCGGAGAACCGGGACAUGUUCAUCAAGAGUCUAGAUGACUCUCAGUGCGGCAUCACCUAUAAGAUGGAGAGCGUCUACUCCAUGCUCAAAGAGAAGGACAUGGAACUCUACAUGAAACUGCAGGAGCAGAACAUCAAGCCCCAGUACUUCACCUUCCGCUGGCUCACCUUGUUGCUGUCCCAGGAGUUCCUCCUGCCCGACGUCAUCCGCAUCUGGGACACGCUCUUUUCCGACCAGGACCGCUUCGAGUUCCUCAUCCUUGUGUGCUGCGCUAUGCUUGUACUGAUCCGAGAUCAGUUGCUGGCAGGAGACUUCACUGUCAACAUGAGAUUGCUGCAGGACUACCCCAUCUCAGAUGUGCACACCAUCCUGGCCAAGGCCAAGGAACUCCAGGAUGCCUCAUAGCCACGCCCCGCCUCCUCCUCUGCCCCUCUCCUGGCUGGGGUUCGUUGAGGCACCAUUAAAACUGGUCAACCUGGGUGACAAGUAGGCCCCAUUGCACCCUGGGAUGGAGAGGAAGCCACGUGGCGCCGGGUUGGUGUACAGUUGUUUGGAGAAACCUUCUCGUCUCACGGGCCAAAACAGUAUUUCCACUCUUCCAGAGGGUGUGUGGGCUCAAGCUAUUUAUUUUUGCACUGAACACUUGAGGAAAGAAAACAGACGAAAUCUACAUGAAGCAGAGGAACCAUGUUAACCCAUACUACAGAAGCCCAUCAGGGCUAUUAUAACACUCCUGAGGUUUUUUUAAAAACAUUUUUUUUUCCGGUUUCUUUUUAGUGGCAUGAGAUUGACCUAUUUUACUGUAUGAGUAAACAUAGUAAUUGUUUUCUGGCACUUGUAAGAAAGACUAUAUUACUACCAUGUAAUGGUCACACCAAAUGUUUUCCAGAGGGAUGAGUUGUGCCACACAGUAGGGUGAAGCAGCAGACAGAAGAAACACUAUAUAGUUAACAUUACAUUGUCUUAAGCCUGGCAUCAUGGUAACUUGAUACAGUGGUGAUAGUGUGUCUUUUGAUGAGGGGGCAUUACUGAGCAAACAAGUCAAACUUCAGUUGGGAAUUCUUUCCUGAUUUAGUUUGAGGCAUUCACAUGUCCUGUAAGCCAAAAUACUUUUUUUUUUUUUUAAAUGAAUAACAUGUUGUACAGGAAGAAAAGCAUAAUUUAUUUUGCUCUGUAUACUAUAGGACUUAGAGAAAAUAAAUGAGAAUACAAUUUCUGCAUUAAGAAAACUGGCAGCGGAUAACAGAUUUGGAUGAUUAGGGAGUCGCUUGCUUAAAAUUGCUAAUUGAAUGGAUUCAUUUUUCUAAGUCUUAAAACGCUAACACAUCCUAAAUUUUUUUUACACUAGGACCUGCAGAGGAAUGUGAUUAGAAGUAGACAGAAAAUGGCUUACUUUAUAAUUCCUCAUUAUGGUUAGAAUUACACACUCCCUCCAGGACUCCAAGAAGGCGGAAUUGUUUCCAAAAUCAACAAUUCCCUGCAUAUUCCGCACGGGCUUGCAUAUUUGACUUACUACUAAAUCGUUUUGUGUGAAACAGUCCAUCCAUCACAUUAAGAGCACAUAAGUGAGCCAUAGCCGCAGUGCAAAAAAGAGGUCCUGCUACCACACCGCGUAUUUCUGUCCAAUCAAACUCACUCUCGGGCACUGUUGUCAACAGCCGGAUGCUUUAUGGAACGGUGUUCCAUAAAACAUUUUUACUUUCUAUUUUUAAUAUGAAGGACAUCUCCUGAUGUGAACUAGGCCACGCUCCAUCUAACGUGGUCUGUUAUGCCACGUUUAGGAAUUUGGUUGAAAUAAUUAUAAAAAAAUUAAUUCUUGCUACGUUAGAUUGAACUGCACACCAGUAAACUUUAUUUUAAUUUUUUUCAGCUCAAGUUGUUGACAAAUUUGAUAAACAAUGGAUAUUGCCUUGCUGCGUUAUAAUUGAUGCGGAUGAAUAUGUAUGCCGAUAUGCGGAGCCCUAUAGUGACUGAGUACAGCUCACAAAAUGUACUAAUUAUUCAUUUUUUUUUGUACUGUUUGUGUUUCCUGUACUAGCCCCCCUGGGAAUAUAAUAAGCAUAGCGGUCCAUUUUACUCAACAUUCCCUUUCGUCAGCGCUAUUUCAGUGAGAUGGUGGUGUCCUUCCAACUGGCCAAUCGUCGAUGCCGGAGCUGUUACAAAUUGACCGUCUGUGAUUAGUUAUGGUUCAAAUUAACUCCAUUGUCCUAAAGUGAUGCACUACAGGAUAAUGUACGCAGUACUUUGACAAGCUCCAACACUCCUAGUUCAAACAACUUGACUGGGUUCAUCAGUAGGACUGUUAUCACACCGUGAUCUUAAUGAAUGUUCAGUGACAAAUCACCGUGGUGGAUAGUAUUGUCUUCCCGUGACUUCCCGUGAUUUAGGAUUUAUCAGCCUCUAAUUUCUUCUUAUCUUGCUCCUUUUGUGAACCUUUUCACUUUGUAUCAUUGCCUUGGCGCUUGUCACUCUGUCGCCUCGCCAACCCCCCCCCCAAUACCCAACCCGCCACCAUUCUGCGUUUCGUGGCAAAUUAAUUUUAAAACAGGAUCAUAAUAAGACACUGUGUCCGUGUAUGAGGCAGAACGCUGUUAUAAUUAUGGACUUGAGAAAGAUAUGGGUAGAAUGGAGAAUGUGUAUGGUUGGUAUGAACUGCUAUAAUGGAGUCUGUAAACCUGUUUGUAGACAGCCCAUCUGUAACACAUUUCCUCCGUUGGCUCAAGCAUGUCUGAACGGUCUUGGUUCACAAUGACCUUGGUGUCGGGCAAAUGAUUGUCAUGCCACCAGUGACCAGGGCAACAAUGUCGAUUGUCUUGUGUUUUCUCCGAUUUGACCGCAAUCCUCCAUUGUCUUAAGCCCAUAAUGUCUGUGACGUUAGGGAAAGACAAUAUGUCAUUGUCAGUGUUAGUGUUUAUGUCAGGAGUUUGACAAUGCUAUUAUGUAACCAUAUUCUUUCAAUGCUAGAAGUUCCCAAAGUUUUUGUUCUGUCUCUUAACUCCAUUUUGAUAUACAUAUUUUUUUUUGUGGGACAACUAUUUUAAGAAAAGGUUCUGUAAUCAAUGUCCCC
This is a messenger RNA of Esox lucius (northern pike), 3941 nucleotides long. It is a transcript of the gene tbc1d13, whose product is annotated as TBC1 domain family, member 13. Gene Ontology annotation, biological process: intracellular protein transport; activation of GTPase activity. NCBI's taxonomy places the organism in Eukaryota, Metazoa, Chordata, Actinopteri, Esociformes, Esocidae. The transcript is spliced from 12 exons. The record is from RefSeq and is a predicted model, not a curated record. Bases 14 to 1279 code for a protein of 421 amino acids. Gene Ontology annotation, molecular function: GTPase activator activity.